AUGUCGCUCCCCAUGGAGCCCCAAACCUGGAGGAAAGGUCACUUUACCAUUUCUACCGACAAAUCCCUUCUCUCGAUCGCAGCCAUCAACUCAGCCUUCGACAAAGACUACAUACACUGGACAUAUGCUUUCCCAGAUGCAACCCUACAAUCACUUAUCAACAGUUCGUUCUGCUUUGGGGUAUACAAAGUUCAAGUCAACGACCGCACCAGCUCUAGCACACCCAAUGGCGACAUAGCUGGGAGCCAUGGCCCUACCACAACGAACGAAAAAGCGGAACAAAUUGGGUUCGCACGUCUUGUCACGGACAAUGUCACAUUCGCAUAUCUAAAUGAUCUGUAUAUCCUACCGGAACACCAGGGCCUGGGACUAGGUGGAUGGUUACUUGAGGCAAUAGACGAAUUGUUACGCCCGCUUCCUCGCCUAAGAUGGUUUAUGUUAAGAACUUCAGGGGAGAAGAGCAGGCAGUUGUAUGAAAAGAAGCUUGGAAUGGCCGUUUUGGACGCAUGCCACAACGGUGGCAGGGCGGUUAUGAUGGGGAGGAAGGGAAGGGGA
Messenger RNA from Aspergillus steynii IBT 23096, 555 nucleotides. RefSeq lists its product as uncharacterized. The annotation marks the transcript as partial. Gene Ontology annotation, molecular function: acyltransferase activity, transferring groups other than amino-acyl groups. NCBI's taxonomy places the organism in Eukaryota, Fungi, Ascomycota, Eurotiomycetes, Eurotiales, Aspergillaceae. The transcript has a single exon. The record is from RefSeq and is a predicted model, not a curated record.